Molecule: messenger RNA, 1062 nt
Organism: Juglans regia (Persian walnut)
Lineage: Eukaryota; Viridiplantae; Streptophyta; Magnoliopsida; Fagales; Juglandaceae
Product: iron-sulfur cluster co-chaperone protein HscB homolog
Exons: 6
Coding region: 142-963 (273 amino acids)
Biological process (GO): protein complex oligomerization; [2Fe-2S] cluster assembly
Molecular function (GO): protein-folding chaperone binding; ATPase activator activity
Source: RefSeq, a predicted model, not a curated record
UUUUUUAUUUUAUAUUAAAUUAUUUUAAGUGACGUGUAGAGAUGUGGAGGUCAGUGUAUCAAAAUUCGUUUGUUAAAACCCUCUCCUAAACAAAGAAGAGAAACAGGAACACAAGCUCAGAGCUCAAAGCUCUUACAGAAAAUGUCGAGGAAGUUCUGGACCCCUCUCUACACGACUCUGCGCCGGACCCUUCCUUCGAAACACCCUUAUUUGCCUGCCAAUUCCGCUUUCAAAUUCCCGUCUCCCACUUAUUUUUUGUCACCCCCGUCUCCUUCAAGUUCACCUAAUUCCCCAUUUUCUUCAGGCUAUGAUUUUUACUCUCUCCAGAAUCCAAAGUUUCCCGUAAGAAUUUUCUGUUUCUCCACGGGAGCUGAGGAGCAGUCCAGCGCUAGAUGCUGGAGUUGUGGCGCUGUGGCCAUAGCGGCGCCGUUUCUGGUCUGCGAGACGUGUCGGAGCGUUCAGCCCAUGGAUCAUUCUCUAGACUACUUCCAGAUCUUCGGGCUAGAAAAGAAGUAUGAUAUUGAGGUCCAGAAUCUGGAGGGUAAGUACAAAGACUGGCAGAAAAAAUUGCAUCCUGAUCUAGUGCACUCAAAAUCUCCGAGAGAAAGAGGGUAUGCUGCUGAACAGUCUGCUCGGGUAAUUGAUGCGUAUCGCACGCUUAGCAAGCCAUUGUUGAGGGCGAUAUACAUUCUGAGGCUUGAAGGUGUAGAUGUUGAUGAAGAAGAAACACUUACAGAUCCGGAGUUACUUUCUGAGAUUUUGGAAAUCAGGGAAGCUGUUGAAGAGGCAGCUGAUCCUCUGGCGUUAAAUGAGAUCAAGUCUCAGAUGAACGAGAAGCUUAAUCAUUGGUCUAACUCUUUUACAACUGCAUUUCGAUGUCGAAAGUUUGAAGAAGCUGUAAAUUCUAUCCGAAGAAUGACUUACUAUGAACGUGUAACUGAAGAAAUCGUGAAGAAACUCUAAUAUAGGUGCUCAACACAUAUAUUUUGGCCAAUUCUUUCAUAAUAUAGGAUAUGAGUUUUGGAAUAAUCUUAUAGGCGAAAAGAUAUCAGGUUCUUUUUA